Camelina sativa (false flax) is the source of this 2162-nucleotide messenger RNA. Its product is annotated as O-fucosyltransferase 39. The record is from RefSeq and is a predicted model, not a curated record. NCBI's taxonomy places the organism in Eukaryota, Viridiplantae, Streptophyta, Magnoliopsida, Brassicales, Brassicaceae.
UCUCUCUCUCUCUCUCUCUCUCUCUCUCGAGUCCUUUACUACUAUAGUAUAAACCGUUCUGGGAACUUGAUCAAACAUUUUUAAUCCCCAAACAUCAUCCUUAAGUGUGUAUUGAAGAAGAAGAAGAAGAGAAAGAAGAAAAAAAACCGAAAAAAGUGGAAGAAGAAGAAGAAGAAGAAACGAGAAAGAGACAAGAGAGCAUUCUGAUUCAUGUGACUUUGGUUUCGUUUCUUUCUAACUCUGCUCUGUGUCGUCUUCUUGGCAAAUUUUCUCAUCCUUCGUUUCCUUGGUAUUUGAUUUGAUUGAAUCAAUAAGAAAGUCUUCAACUUUACCGGAAACUGGAUCUGGUUUUUUUUUACUCGCCUGAGAGAAGAUUAAAGGAUGAAUCUUUAUGAUUCGAAAGAUAAUGUCUUCCUUAGAAGAAGGAUUCUUCUCUCUUUGCUCUUCUUCGUCGUUUUGCUCUGUAACAACGCUUCGUCUUCUUCAUCUGACGUGAUCACGAUAAAGCCAAGACAUUUAUCUUUGCUAAAGAGCGCUUUGCAACGGUCAAGUGGAGAGCAGUCUGAUCUGUGGAGGCCAUUGACUGAUCAAGGAUGGAGUCCUUGUAUUGAUUUGGGAAACUCCCCUUCAUUACCGGUUAAAUCCGAGGGAUAUAUUCAAGUAUUUCUUGAUGGAGGACUUAAUCAGCAACGAAUGGGGAUAUGUGAUGCAGUUGCGGUUGCUAAGAUAUUAAACGCAACACUCGUGAUCCCAUAUCUUGAAGUGAAUCCUGUUUGGCAAGAUACAAGCUCUUUUGUUGAUAUCUUUGAUGUUGAUCAUUUCAUUGAUUCGUUAAAAGAUGACAUAAGGGUAGUCAGAGAACUUCCUGAUGAAUACUCUUGGAGUACAAGAGAGUAUUACGGUACAGCAGUUCGUGAAACCCGAGUCAAAACCGCACCUGUUCAUGCUUCUGCGAAUUGGUAUAUCGAGAACGUCUCACCGGUUCUACAGAGUUAUGGGAUUGCUGCUAUAUCUCCAUUUUCUCACCGUCUAUCGUUUGAUCACCUACCUGCUGAUAUCGAACGGCUAAGAUGCAAAGUGAAUUUCCAAGCUUUACGCUUUGUCCCUCACAUUAGAUCACUCGGUGAUGCUCUUGUGAGCCGUCUUAGAAACCCCUCAUGGAGAAAUAAUAAAGAACAGACCAAUGUGGAUCAUUUAAGAGAGAUGACCAACUCACACAGCAGACAAGAGCCUGGUAAAUUCGCCGUGCUUCAUCUUCGUUUCGACAAGGACAUGGCUGCGCACUCGGCGUGUGAUUUCGGCGGAGGCAAAGCCGAGAAACUUGCAUUGGCGAAAUACAGACAAAUGAUUUGGCAAGGAAGAGUUUUGAAUUCACAAUUCACAGAUGAAGAGUUAAGAAGUCAAGGACGGUGUCCUCUAACUCCAGAAGAAAUGGGACUUCUUCUAGCUGCUUUUGGAUUCGACAACAAUACUCGUCUCUAUCUUGCAUCCCACAAGGUAUAUGGAGGAGAAGCUAGAAUCUCAACACUAAGACAAGUUUUCCCAAGAAUGGAAGACAAAAGAAGUCUUGCUUCUUCAGAAGAACGAGCUCGAAUCAAAGGCAAAGCUUCUUUGUUAGCUGCACUUGAUUACUACGUUAGUAUGCACAGUGACAUAUUCAUAUCUGCAUCACCUGGAAACAUGCACAACGCUCUUGUUGGUCAUCGGACAUUCGAGAAUCUCAAGACAAUCAGACCAAACAUGGCGUUAAUCGGACAACUUUUCCUCAACAAAAGCAUCACUUGGGUUGAUUUCCAACAAGCGCUUGGUGAAGGACAUGUGAAUAGACAAGGUCAGAUCCGGUUACGGAAACCUAAACAGUCGAUUUAUACUUAUCCUGCUCCUGAUUGUAUGUGCCAUGUUUGAUUAGUUAAAAAAAAAAAAAAGAAGUCUUGAUCUUUAGAUAUAUGUCUGGUAAUAAUAAUAAAAAUAAAAACUCGAUUCUUGAUGAGGCUAGUUUGGUGUUUUAGCUUUGUGUUCUUGAGGCUUAAUAAAAAGAGUAUAGUUUGAUUAGAAUUUGGAUGUAUGUACGAAUUUGGAUGUAGCUUUGUGGUCUUUAGAUAUAUGGAUGUAUAAAUAAGAUUUUUUUUUGGCUCUUUUAAGGAUUAUCAUUAUCCCAUGUA